AUGAAAAAUGGAAAAAUUGGUUCACUUAAGACGGUAGUAACGAAAAAUAUUUUGGUGUCCCUGGAUAUUGAGAACUUCGAGCAACAACUUAUGAAGCAAGAAUUUCAAACAAUAACUACCGUCCUUACUGGAGGGCACCAGCAACUUCUGCUUCCGAACAGACGAUUUUUUAACAAGAUGAUGACUUACAACCGAACUUCAGCUAGUGAGGGUUUUCAUAAAACAUUUGUUUCUCCAUGGAGGUUGAAUAUAGUCAUCGCAGACAUUAACGUUUAUGACCAGAUAGAUGAGUUUCCAUCUGCUGCCACACCAGCAGAAUCAGUAUACUGUCGCCAUCAUUGCCAGUCUGCUCUACCUCUCCAUUUUUUCAGCAUAGACAGAUAUUCCCAACAAUGCAAUCAGCGCCUAAUGAAGUCUAAAUCGUUUGGUGCCUGCAACUGCAACGCAACACGUGGGCACACUCGUAAACUCAAUAGAAAGAAAGCUCUGGCUUUAAGAGCCAACAAAAUCAAGAAAAGACCACGACGUCUGCCUAUGGCUAGAGGAACCGAACCAACGAAAACGUGGCGUGACUCAAAGAGGAACAACGCAGGUUUCAAGAGCAAAGACCUGGUCUGGUUGUGCAGUGCAACCUACGGUGCAGAAAAAGAAGAUGUCCGGCGAAACUCCCACGGAACUGGAAAGAUCGCUGCAAGGUCACUAACAUGGUAA
Messenger RNA from Helobdella robusta, 711 nucleotides. RefSeq lists its product as hypothetical. The transcript is spliced from 5 exons. The coding region runs from base 1 to 711 and encodes 236 amino acids. NCBI's taxonomy places the organism in Eukaryota, Metazoa, Annelida, Clitellata, Rhynchobdellida, Glossiphoniidae. The record is from RefSeq and is a predicted model, not a curated record.